AUGAGCUUCAAGCGACGCGCUGGAUCGGCAUCCGCAGCAGGCGUUGGUACUCGCCCUUGUAAAGGCGGAAGCAGCCCUGGCAACCAUGCACGCGAUCUGCUGCAUCGCGCGUCCUUUGGCCUCUUUUCCUCGCCUGCAACCGCGCCUGGCAGCAGCAGCAGCGCCGCUGCUGGAUCAGCAGAAGAUAGCCGGGUGGGCGCGGCAAGGGGAGGAAAUCGCGCUUCGUCUGUCUUUAGCUCGUUGCAUCGCUCUAUUGCGCCCCGCAACCGCGCCGCCGCCGGAGAUGGCGGCGAGGACAGCCGGUUCGACGAGAACUUUUUGAAUGGGCUGCAGAACACUGAUGGCCAUGGAGGAGGGGAACAAGCAAAGCCUUUCAUUCCACCCAUGAUCCCGUCCGUCAAGAGUGAUCCGUACUCGACGCCUAUUCCAACACUGCCGUUCGUCGUUCUGUGCCUGACCAUCUUUGGCGAAUUCUCCUCUGCCGGUGUUGCUGGUCCGUUCCUCUUCUUCAUGAUCGAAGACUUCAACGUCGGCGUCGAGGCUGAGGUGGGGUUCUGGGCGGGCAUUGUCGCGUCCGCAUUUUUCUUUGCGCAGUUCCUUACCAGCAUGCUAUGGGCGAGCGUAGCCGAGAAGCAUGGCCGGCGCUCCGUCUUGCUCGUCUCGCUCGUCGGCAACGCGACCAGCCUGGUCCUCUUUGGUAUGGCCACCAACUUACCCACCGCGCUCAGCGUCCGCCUUGCGCAGGGACUAUUCAACGGCGCCGUCGGUGUCGCCAAGGGCGCAGUCAGAGAUUUGACGGACGAGACGAACGAGGGCAGGGCAUACGCUAUCAUGGGCUUCUGCUGGGGCAUGGGCGGUAUCAUCGGACCUAUUCUCGGCGGCCUGCUCGAGCAUCCCGUGCAAAAGUACCCAGCGAUCUUUGGCAACUCGUACUACUUCUCCACGUACCCAUACCUGCUCCCCUGCAUCGUAGCAGCCAGCUUCAUGACCCUCGGCGCCUUUCUCGCGCUGUUCAUCGGCCCAGACGGCGGGCCACGCACUGGCGCGAUCUCCCUCCCCGAAAAGAUCGACAUCGAGCGCGCAUCGUACACCAUCGCCAGCAACGCCGGCAGCCUCGGCAGGUCCGCAUCAAAGCGAAUCAGCGGUUACUUCUCUAAGCAGGACACGGAUGAGGCUGCUGCUGGUGCCGCUGUCGCUGAGUCAACAGCUGUCGGCAGCACUGGUGUAGGCAUGUCGCAUACGUCAGCCGCUGGCACCAGCUCAACCAGGCAACAUAUCCUCUCUUCACCCUUGUUCCCGCGCACCUUCACGCAGCAAGUCGACUACGAGACAGGCGGUCCUCCAUCCCCAGUUGAGAGCGACGUCCUCGUCGAUGCCCGCGGCUCCUCUCAGCUGCUGCGACGACCCCGAGACGUAUCAGGCUCUCGGCCUUUCUCUCGAACUGACUUCCGCAGACAGGGGAUCCUCUCCCCAGGGUCUGCUUACGGAUAUGACCAACGGCGCAUUUCUCGCGCGAGCGGCAGUGGCGGCGGUGCUAAUGUCUCCUUCGGUGAUGCAGGCCUCGCGGGUGGGGUCGGUGCGCAUGGCGGAGCCGGCGGCAGGCCUCAUUCGCAAUGGGCCGGCAGUGUGUCGGGCAUCUCUGCGAAUCUGUACGCACCUGACUUUGAGGAGCUCGGUGCCACACCAUCAAAGCCCGAGCUCAACUUUGCGCAGCGCUUCCUGCUCGCCAACGACGAUGCCGUCUUGUCCAUUACCGAUCUCUGGGUUGCAGCGGCGAUCAAUGGCGAUGACACGUACAGCGCGAUAGACGAGGACGUCUUCCUGGACGAUGAAGAUGAAGAGGACGUAGAGGAAGACGCUUCGGAGAUGAUCGGAGACGAAACGGAGGACUCCACCGGCGGUGCUCGGUUCGGAUAUGCAGACAUAGCAUCAAACGCGGCGGAGGACUCUCCACUACUUGCGCCGCGGCAUCUUCUACCGCUCAACUUUGCGCAACGCAAGUCAUCUCGCGGCGCUUACUCGGAUGCAACGGGCAACAGUGGUGGCCCGGCGCGUGCCCGCUUUGCCCGACGUUCGUCAAGUGGCACGCGAGUACCCAGUCUGUACGCCAACUCCGGGCUGGAGCGCCCCAUAUCCCCCAUGGCUUUGCUGUCGCCGUCGAUGCAAGGAGCUCCGACGCUGCGUGCGGAUGCGAGGGCGCCUGCUUUUGAGACGUCCUUGGCUGGCAUUCCAGAGUCCAAGAGUGCCAGUAUGCACGCGGCCGUACCUUCUGCCGCGCAAGCGCAACCUGCUGCGCCGUCUUCGGCUUCCAUUUUCGGACUGCUCCCGCUGGUCAUUAUUGCGCACUACGGCAUCAUGAGUUGGCAUUCAUCGACCUUUGAGCAAGUCUUCAUGGCUUUCCUCGUCACUCCGUACUCCUCGGGAGGACUCGGCCUGACAGCUGCGCAUUACGCCGAGCUGAUUGCAGCCAUGGCGUUCUGUCAGAUGUUCUUCCAGUUUGUCUUUUACCCAAAGGUCGGCCCGCCCGCUGGCAGAUUCUCGCAUCUUGCCAUGCUCAGGAUCGGCCUCGCGAUCUACUUACCUUGCUACAUCCUCUUCCCCUUCCUUCGCAAAUUCUUGCACCCCUCCACCGACCUGACAGUCAUGUCGGGCAUGAUUCUCUUCGCCGCCAUCCGUUGGCUGGCAAACGUCACUGCCUUCACAGCCAUUACUGUCCUGAUGAACGCCAUGACGCCGCCGCACCUCGUGCCGCUAGCCAACGGUUUGGCUCAGACCACAAGCUCAGCAGCACGGUUCAUUGGCCCCAUUUGCGGGGGCAUGGUUUGGGCCAAGUCGAUUGAGGGUGGCGUUGAAGCGCACUUGUGGCCGUUCAACUAUCACCUCGGCUUCUGGACAGUUGGCAUCAUUGCUUUUGCUGGCUUCUUGCACUCGUGGACGAUCAGAUAA
Molecule: messenger RNA, 2946 nt
Organism: Tilletiaria anomala UBC 951
Lineage: Eukaryota; Fungi; Basidiomycota; Exobasidiomycetes; Georgefischeriales; Tilletiariaceae
Product: major facilitator superfamily MFS-1
Exons: 4
Coding region: 1-2946 (981 amino acids)
Biological process (GO): transmembrane transport
Cellular component (GO): brush border membrane
Molecular function (GO): transmembrane transporter activity
Source: RefSeq, a predicted model, not a curated record